AUGACUAGACUCGUUGAAAAUUCACAACGAGGAUUUGAGACGGAACAUGAUAUGAAUUUAAUUAACUCAUCCUACACAGCCACGUGGAGAUAUCCAUACAUGAAACACCAUCAACACUCAAUGAAGUUUCAUGCGGAACAUGGAAAAACUAAAUACUUGAAUUAUAUUUCCGCGAAUACUACAUUGAGUGAAGAGCUUGUUUCGAACAAUUUAGGAUUUCGAGUUGCUCAAGAUGAUGUAUUUACUAUUCUUAAAAUUCCUUUGUUUGGAAGAUAUCUUCGCUUUGUGAUCUUUCUACCCACCCCCGGACACACCCUCGAGGAAAGCAUCAAAAAACUCAGCGCAUCUCGAAUCCUGAACCUCUUCAAUGAACUAACAGUCUUUAAUGUCCACUUCAAAAUCCCUUACUUCCAAAUUAGUUCAGUUAUCGAUACAUCCAAUCUGCUUGGACUCCCAACUUCCAAGUUUCAUAAGUUUCGUUUCAACUGGAAGAGACCAUCUGAAGACUAUCUCCGUGAGGAAAACGAUAGUUUCAAUGAAUCCUUUAUCAAACGACAACCGGAAAGAACUCCGUUUUAUUUCAUUGCGAAUCGUCCAUUCUUUUAUGUAAUCUUCAAUAAUACUCUUCCGCUAAUUAUGGGCAUAUUUACUGGUACACACAGUUCUUAA
Molecule: messenger RNA, 669 nt
Organism: Caenorhabditis remanei
Lineage: Eukaryota; Metazoa; Nematoda; Chromadorea; Rhabditida; Rhabditidae
Exons: 4
Coding region: 1-669 (222 amino acids)
Source: RefSeq, a predicted model, not a curated record